Messenger RNA from Parascedosporium putredinis, 3300 nucleotides. The record is from the annotation of a GenBank genome assembly. NCBI's taxonomy places the organism in Eukaryota, Fungi, Ascomycota, Sordariomycetes, Microascales, Microascaceae.
AUGGCCCAUGAGCGAGCCUUCAGUGUUGAAGAAACGAUUCGACGAGAUUUUGAAGCCCUCAAGUAUACAAAGGCCAUUGAUAACUUAAAGGUUCUCCGGAAGAAACAAGGAGAAGAGUUGGCGAAGCUCAAGAUCUUUGAGGACCAAGAUAAAACGAACAAAGAAAAGGGAGAUCGAGCUGAGAGGCGAUCUCGGGCCCUCCAAGCCGAGAUAGAGGAAGCUAGGGAACAAUGUAGGACCAUCUCGGAAGAGAUGGCUGAGAUACAGGAUAUGAUUCGCCAAAAACACCAACAGGCGAACAGUUAUCUGAGUAUUGUUCAGGACCUCAAGAACAAACGUGACCAACUGGAGUACCGACAGGAUGCUGUUUCCGAGCUCAAGUCUACCAUUGAGGAGCUCACCGAAAACGACGAGUGGUUGGAGACAGCCCUCUCGCAGUACGAGGAGCGGAUGGCUCGCUAUCAGGCAGAGGCUGACGAAAGUCGUGCUCAAUACUCCACUUAUCAGCAAGAUCUCACGAAGUCUAGGAGGGAACUCUCUAGGCAACUUGCGGAACAGGGAAAGUUGCAAUCGGACAAGGAAAAGCACGAGCGUCAGCUCGUCACCCGCUUGGACAUGAUUCACACGGCGGCGGAUCAGUAUGACUUCCGCGGGUUUGACGGGGAAUUGAGCGAUGUCCAAGUGAAAUCUUUCCAUGAGAGGCUGCAGAAACUCCUCGCUGACAAGAGGCGUGACCUUGAUCGUGUCCAGAAGCAAAACUCGAAGGACGUCAACAAGCUGAACUCGACUAUAUCGUCCCUAGAAAGUCGCAAGUCCGCUCGGACUCAAGACCGCGUCUCCGCAAAACAACGCAUAGGUGCUAUUGAAAAGCGCACAGAUGUCCUAAAAAACGACGCUGAUUUUGAGAGGUCUGGAUUCGAUUCCCAGAUCCAGCAGGAGAACGAAGUGCUUUGGAGUUUAGAGGCCGAGAGCGAGCGGCUGGGUAGGGAGCUGGUAGAGUGCACACGGCUUGCAUCCGAGCGCGCGCAACUGGACUUGCGUAAAGGGGAGCUUGCUGACCGGAAGCGGAAGCUCGACAUCCGAGUGGAUACCGCGAAGGGCAAACUCGACGCUGCGAUCGGCACAGAUUGGUCUUCUGCUACCCUCGAGGGUAAAUUUCAAGAAGCAGUUAGGUGCCAGACAAAGGUCACUUCGCAGGCUCGUCAACAAAGGGAUCACGUUCGAGACAAACUACAAAGUUUGACGUACAAAUUCAAGACGGCUACAGCUAACGAGCAAAGCAAGAAGCAAGAGGCAGAAAGAUGCGAGAAAGCCGUGUACGAUUAUCUCCUUACCGUCAAUGAGGAUGCCGGGACUGCAGAAGAUUAUCCUGGUGAGGUGUCUCAUUAUGAGGAGAAGGUUGAAGAGAGCCGUACGGAGAUUAGCCUGUGGGACGCUUUAGCGCAGUACUAUGGUCAGUGCCAGAACACUUUAAACAAGAAGGGUGCGUGUCGACUUUGCGAGCGGCCCUUCGACGCGGGCCAAGCUGCAUUCAAGUCGCGCAUGGAGAAGAAGAUCAAGGAGAAGCUUAACCCCAAGGAGAAGGAGGAAUCGGAAAAGGAACUUGAAGAGUCAAGCGCGAUUCUCGAUGCCCUCCGGGGUUUGAGAUCGCAGUAUGACACCUAUAAGCGCUUGACUGAGGAGCUGCCAGCCGCGAAGAAAGAGCGCCAAGAGAUCGAGUCAGAAUGCGAAGGUCACGAAAGGCAGUUUGAGGCCCUGUCCGAAGCUGCUGCUCUCGAGGAAGAGAAGCUCCGCGAGGUGGAGAACCUGAAUGAAACUGUCCUCACUAUUAGCCAGAUCCUGCGCGAUAUCAGGGAUUCCGAAAAUCAAAUCGAGAGGAUCACAUCUCAGCAGUCCUCUGGAAUGGCUACGAGGAGUGCCGACGAGAUCCACGAGCUACAAUCUGGCUGUAGCGAGAAAAUGCGCGUGAUCAAGAACAAACUGGCCAAGAUUACGGCAGACAAGCAGAGAGCGCGGGACCAGCUCAAUGCCCUCGAGCUCGAGAAGAGCGAGCUGCGAAACAAGACGAACAAUGCCGCGCGUCAACUCGAACGCAAAUCGGACUUCCUCAAUCAGAUCCAAACGCUGAAAGAAGAACACGCCCAACAACGGGAGUCGAUUCAACGAGCCAACGAGGAUCUAGAGGCCCUGGAGCCCGAGAUGAUCGAAGCCCGAACCCUGCGGGAUGAUACUAUUCAGCAAGGGCGAGUCCGAGAACAAGCCGUUGCCGAAGAGCGUGACGCGGUUGCUAGCACCAUCAGCGAGCUUCGGCUGGUAGAAUCUGAUAUUCAGGAUUAUGCCGAGCGUGGUGGAGACUCAAACCUCACCUCCAACCAGCGCGCCAUCGCUGCCUUGGAGAAGGCGAUUGCAGACGUAGAGAAGGACAUCGCCGAUAAGAAUAUUGGGGAUAAUAUCAAUUAUCGAAAGAAUCUCCGGGUUCUGGAUAGUCUCCGCAAAGACAUUGUGGAGCUGGAGUCGCGGAACGCGGAUGAGGAUUAUGAACGCCUAGUAGCAGAGGCGAGGUCGUAUGAGAGCCACUACAACAAGCUUUUAGCCGAGCGCGGUUCCAUCAUGGGCAGCAUGAAGACGAAAGAUGAGGAGCUUGGGAGGCUUCUUCAGGAGUGGGAGAUGGACUAUAAGGAUGCGGCACGCAAAUACCGCGAGUCCCACAUCAAAGUCGAGACCACCAAGGCGGCCAUCGAGGAUCUCGGGCGCUAUAGUGCGGCGCUCGACAAGGCCAUCAUGCAGUACCACAGCCUGAAGAUGGAGGAGGUGAACCGUAUUGCAGGCGAGCUUUGGCAGAGCACCUACCAGGGCACAGAUAUUGACACGAUCCUUAUCCGCUCUGAUGCGGAGACGUCGACCGGCAAGCGCAACUACAACUACCGCCUAUGCAUGGUCAAGCAAGAUGCGGAGAUGGACAUGAGGGGGCGGUGCAGUGCGGGCCAGAAAGUUCUAGCUUCAAUCAUCAUCCGGCUUGCCCUAGCUGAGAGCUUCGGCGUUAACUGCGGCCUCAUCGCCCUUGACGAGCCAACGACUAACCUCGACCGCGACAACAUCAAAUCCUUGGCUGAGAGCCUCCACGCCAUCAUCAAGGCGCGUCAAGCACAGAGCAAUUUCCAACUCAUCGUCAUCACGCACGACGAGGACUUCCUUAGACACAUGCGGUGCAGUGACUUCUGCGACACGUUUUACAGGGUACGAAGAGACGAUAGGCAGAACAGCGUCAUCUCGAGGGAGAGCAUCACCAAGGUGCUGUAA